Messenger RNA from Monopterus albus (swamp eel), 4325 nucleotides. It is a transcript of the gene trim8b, whose product is annotated as tripartite motif containing 8b. NCBI's taxonomy places the organism in Eukaryota, Metazoa, Chordata, Actinopteri, Synbranchiformes, Synbranchidae. The transcript has 5 exons. The record is from RefSeq and is a predicted model, not a curated record. The coding region runs from base 1903 to 3678 and encodes 591 amino acids.
UUUCUUGACUGGUUUGAGGAGCAGUCCAGCCUGCAUUCCUCCUGUCUCUAAAGCCUGACCGAUAGAGACAGAGAAAGGAAGGAGGGGGAGAAAACAAAUUAUUAUUCACGACCGUGUUGGAUUUUUAUGUUACACUGACUCGCACCGGACGCACCGACCACAUCAGGUCAAAAAAUAACCGUGUCAGGACUGCUGCUUCGGACCUGAGACGCGGAUAAAAAGGCGUGAUUUUCUUUUACAACGACGGGACUUUGCGUUGAUGUGCCUGUGUAGGUCAGCUACCGAAAAGCAGCUCUGGUGAAACAGUCUCAACCUUUCCACGGCGGAUAUCUCCUUUUUUUAAAAUGAGGAUUUGCAAAAUGGCUGAUGACAGCUAACAAGGACAGAAAAGCGACGUCCCCUUUAAGAUUAGCAGGGUAUAUUUUUGUAUUUUAUUAGCUAAGUAUAUAAAUAUGACUGCUUUUAAUAAGUAAUGACUAGAGAGUAUAUUAGCAACGACCGUCCUUGUCGGGAAAUGGUGCCAGUCUAGCGUUUAUCUGUACCUGUGCUGUGGUAGAAAAUGGUGAGGUGACGUCUGAGGUAAUUUGCACGAUUUAAUCGAGAUAAGGAAGUAGGUAAAUAUGUUGUUGGCUACAAGAUGAGGCGUCAAUAGGUGGACACGAAGUAAAAAGAGGCCAGGGCUGAAAAAAAUACUAAAAAUCUUUGGGUCAUUUGAUAGAUGUGUCGGAGGGGGGAAAGCAAAAGGCUCCGCAACAGCAACCAACAUUCCUGCGGAUCCUUAAACCCCUUUGUUUUGUGCGCAGGAGCUGGACUCGACUAUUUAAACGAUUAACUAUGCAGUAAACAGCCUCGAAAUGAUGGCCCGGGUAUGGUUUUCAGUUUAGUAGGAUUAUAAAGCCUUUGUUGUCGACAGAAACUGGUAGAAAAGAAAAGCCGAGGCCUUGUGUACAGAUAUGCGAGCCGUGCCACAUAGCAGGCGUUAUUCAUCAAACAGAAAGGUCGCGUUUAUGUCAAAUUGAAGGGCUGGAGGGACGCGUGUUGUUAAUCUGAACUAUAAGACAGUAUUUCUUGUCUACUGCCAAACCGUCGUGGGUUGUAUGUUCAAUUAAAUCGCCGGUGGAGGCUCCUCGGAUCCUUAUUUAUGAUUCAGCGGACAAAAGCAUUGCGCUGCGUUGUGAUUAUUCAGACUCAAGCGUCCUUGAGGUCCUUAUAAAACAGAUUCAGGUUUAAAAAAAAACUGUGUGAAUAGUAAUCAGGGUGUGGACCGGAGCAUUCUUUUUUUCAUGCUCUUCAUGCUUCGGUUGUUUGUCUGAAUUGGUCCACAGGCAGAUGUGAAGGAAGAAGCUAAGGGCCCGAGCAGACAAGGAUCAAGUGUCUUUACAUGUAGAGAUUGGUUCACGUCAUGAUCCUGUGAGUGAUUGUGUAGAUGUUUAGUUCUCUGUGCCUUGUUUUCAUUUUAUGGUUUACCUGUAGCUGACAGGUUUGUAGCUUCCUGUAGGCCUAUAAACACAAGCUGUAAAGGGAGGUCUGGUGUGUGUGUGUGUGUGUGUGUGUGAGUGUGAGUGAGUGAUUUAGAGGAAAGGAAAGCACCGUUUACUGUAAUCUGUGUAACGUCAGCCCCUGCUGUGUGUGGAAAUCACCAAGGUGUUGUCAUCCCCGCUUGAAGCCUUCUCUGGGCAGUUUUCUGGAUUUUGCCUUCCUGCUGCAGCAAUAAGCAAUACCUGUCAUCUGUCAGGGAGACUCAUCUGAUUUGGUCACAAGGGUUUAAAUAUACGGACUGAUCUUUCAGGACAGCAUCAGCUCUGGUUUUAUCUUUUCCACAAAACUCAUUUUCAGAGUGUUGUGUUUCCUGUGCUGAGACAGAGGCCUAGAGGUCUGGAAGAAGCAGAGAACAGUUAGUGUAUGCCUUCCUGCAUCAUGAUGGCUUCUGACAUGGCUGAGACGUGGAGGAACUGUUUUGAGGAGGAGCUCAUCUGCCCCAUCUGCCUGCACGUGUUCUCAGAUCCCAUCCAGCUGCCCUGCAAGCACAACUUUUGCCGGGGCUGCAUCAGCGAGGCCUGGGCCAAAGACUCCUCACUGGCCCGCUGCCCCGAGUGCAAUCAUGCUUACACGCAGAAGCCCAGCCUGGAGAAGAACCACAAACUGUCCAACAUAGUUGAGAAAUACAACGCCCUGAGUGUGGAAAAGGCCACCACGCCAGCGCUGCAGUGCAUCCUGUGCCGCCGAGGCCCACCGCUCCCUGCAGUGAAAGUCUGCCUGCGCUGCAAUGCCCCGUGCUGCCAGUCCCACGUCCAGACACACCUGCAGCAACCAUGCUCAGCCCUGGGGCACCUGUUGGUGGAGGCGGAGGCGGUGAAGGCGUGGACCUGCCCGCAGCACGACGAGUACAGGCUUUACCACUGUGAGGCUGAGCAGACAGCGGUGUGUCAGUACUGCUGCUUCGCCCGAUGCCACCCCAGCCAUGGCCACACAGUCGCUGACGUGGAGCUGCGACGCAAUGACAUCAGACAAAGCCUAUUGAGACAGCAGGAGCGCGUGGAGGAACGAGCACAGGAGAUCGAAGAGCAGCUUUGCAAACUCGACUCCGAUAAGUGUGUGGUGGAGGACAGGGUGUGUGAGCUGAAAGAUGAGGUGCGUCUGCAGUACCAGCGGAUGCACCAGCUCCUGGAGGAGGACCUUGGUCGGACACUGGAGGCUCUGGAUCGGGCUCAUGCUCGGUUCUGCCAGGAGAAUGCAGCCCAGGUUUUGGCUCUGGGAGAGCAGCGCCAUGAAGCUCAGAAACUGCUGAGCUCUAUCCACACGGCCUUCAGUAAGGCAGAAGAACUGAGCUUCAUGAAAAACACCAAACCUGUUAAAAUACUCACAGACAGGUCUCAGGCAUGUGUGGGCAGCAGUCUCCCUCCUUACAAAGUUGGGAAUUUGAACUCCAAGCUUUUCCUUUCUGAAAUCUCCAAAAGAGAGAAGAGCUUGAAGAGAACACUGGAAGCUCCUCUCAACCCUCCCUCAACCUUCCUGCAGUCUGUUCCUGCCUAUCCCAGUGGUCAGAGCUCUAGCUCUGGAGCAGAGAAACGGAACCAUUCCACUGCUUUUCCAGAGGGAAGUGGGAACGUUGGAAAAGCUGCCGCUCCUGGUUUCAAGGACUCCUCAUCUUCUUCUUCUUCAUCAUUAGCCAAGCAGCCCUACCUGAGCUCAGGCUCUGCCUCUGGGGAAGGCCAGUCUACCAAUCAGCAGCCUGUCGGUCCCUGUGGCCCGCCUCAUAUCAGCGAGAGUAGUGGGACAGGAAGUGGAAGUAGCUCGCUGACCAACCACCAUUCAGGCUCCGUGUUCGGUUCCUCGCACUUUCCUCCUGGAGGCAGCAGCUCCUCACACUCCUCCCAACAGGCCAUGCUGCCUCAGUACGGUGGCCGGAAGAUCCUAGUGUGUACAAUGGAUAACUGCUACUGCUCUGGAGUGCCCUCGGUGUCGGGACACCGCAGUCAUCCCCCAUACCCCCGCUCGGGCUCCUUCCCCUGGGUCAGCACCCAAGACUACCCCCCUCCCCCUGGCCUGGCCUCUGGAGGUCCGUCCAUGCAAGGCUUGGCAGUGAGGGACUGGAUAGAUGCCUCACAGACGCACAGACAUGCAGAUUUCUACGGGCUGUAUGGGCAGCCCUCUACAAAGCACUACGUCACCAGUUAACAGAGUAGAUCCACUCGUACAGAAACACUCAGAUAUAGAGACAGGUAUCAAAAUAGCACACCUUUACUGACGUAUUAACCGGAAAAAACACAAUGCAGUUAUAUGAAACACACGUUAAAAUAAAUGUUUAUAUCCACACACACAAAUAUAGAACAACACAGUGGGGGCAGGGUUGAUAUCUUUGUGUUUUAAUUUUCUUAAUUUCUUUCAUUUUUGGACAGUGUAGUGUAUUAUACUUAAAAUGCAUAAACAGCCAACUGCUAACUCUAGGGCGAGCCAUUUCCGACAUAAACAAGAAGUGAAACGCAUAAAAAGGAGAGGUUGAGAUUCAUCCUUUUUUUCUUAUAGAGUAGGACAUGGGUUGAUGGAAAAUAAACCUUUAUUAGGAAAUCUUCUCAUGCUCUUCAUUGCUUCUCACUGAGGGAAAAUGGAUAAGACCACACAGCGUUGAGUUUUCCUGUUUAGUGUCUCAUGUUUCUCUGAUAUAUUCACCCCUUCAAGUUGUACUGAGAUUGAUUUCCUUGUGUUAUUAGCAUCCUAUUUUUCUCUGCCCAGCUGAAUUUGUUGGAUAGAUCUUUAAAAACGGGACACACGAUCCCUUAGUGUCUCUUGAUCUUUAUCAUCAUGGCACUUCUUCCUUUCUUUGC